Messenger RNA from Anisakis simplex (herring worm), 4008 nucleotides. The record is from the annotation of a GenBank genome assembly. NCBI's taxonomy places the organism in Eukaryota, Metazoa, Nematoda, Chromadorea, Rhabditida, Anisakidae.
AUGGAUUCUGUCCCCGACAUGGAUGAAUUAUUAGAUCAAUUAGAAGCUUCUGAAGAUGCCUUGGUCAGGCCAUCUAUUGCCACUGUUUUUGCGCACCACUCUUCACAUUCCGAUCGACGAGAUGUUGCGGCCAAAAAAAUUGACGACCAUGAAACUUUGUCGUCGAAUGAUGAUAGCCGAGGGUCAUUAUUAACAAAAACAUCCGUGAUAAAACAAUCAGUUUCCAGUAAAUUUAAUAGUGAUAUUGAUCAGUUCCCGUCUCUGCCGUCUUCAGCACAGCCUUUGCUGAAUCUUCGAGAUAUCACCGUUACGCCGGCCUCGAGGGAAAUUGAAUCUUCAUCUUCAUCUCUGAAAAACUUAUCCGAAGUUUCUGAGGCAAAAAUCUCGACGACCAGCAUUCCAAACAGAGCAAAAUUGCAGAAUGGGACUGUGGAAAACGUGAUGGAUGGUUCAGGCAACCUGCAUGAUCCUUUCGUUGAUAGCAUCGACAAUACUGCAGAAAUAAAUCGGACAGCAGGAGAUAAAAUAGACGGAAACUCGAAUAGACCGAACGAGAUGACAGAAGAAGUCGAAAAAUAUUGUGGAGAAAAUGAGCAUCACCUCGACGUUUCUGUUGCCGACCGCUCAGAAUGUGAUGAAUCAUUGGAGCUGAACGAAACCAACAAACAGAGUGAGACAGGUCACCAUAAGGGAUCGGAAUUGACAUCGAAAUCUAUCGCAAAUGAGAAUCAAAAGAAGAGAAUUGGUUUAUCAGAAGAAUCAAAUAUUUCUGAUGGUCAAAAACCAUCUAUGCCGGAUGUCAAGGAAAUUGGUUGUAACAAUGGCUUAUCAGUGGCGACAGGAAGGUUGAGGGAUAAAUUCAAACGUAGUUCUUUGGAAAGCUCCACCAAAAGUACGACAAAUUUCGGACAAACACGUGGAAAGACUGCCAACGAGCAAAAGCGUAUGACACAAGAAUAUCAAGAAAUGGAUCAAUAUUUGACCAGAUUCGCUCAAGAGAGCAGUGGUCAGCAAGAGAGAAAUGCGAAAGAAAGUGACAUUGAAGAGAAAGGAAAGGAAGUGGAAUCGGAGAAGCUGGUUGAACCAGCCGAACUGGUCGUGGAUAAACCUGAUGAUGCUUUUGCUGGUGACAGUGAUAAAAACCAAGAAAGUGAUGAUGGUGCUGUAACUGAGAGUGUUGUGAAAGAAGCACCGGAAGCAAUCGAUUCGAACGAAAUUUCGAGCGGAACUGAAGAAGAGGAGCGUAACGCUGUUGAAAUUGAUAGCAGUAAUGAAGUGUCGCAAAAUAUCAUUGUUACAACGGAUGUGACUGAUGUAACAGAACAUGUGACUGACACCAGUAUUCAAAAAGAUAAUUCAUUCGAUACGAAACUUGCCGAAUCAAAAGCAGUAACGCAUGAUAAAGCGUUAUCACCGAGUGAGUAUGUGGAAAGUGCAGAGGUAAGGAAGGGGAAUCGUGAGAGAGAGAUUGAAGCUGUUGACGAAAUCAAAAGAGAAGAAACGCAAGAAGAUGAUUCCGUAGAAGAUGCAGAAAGUGAAGAUGUGGCAAAGGAUAAAGAUGAAGUGAAAGGAUAUGCUGAUGAAGCAAUUAGAAAUUCUGAAUUGGAAGCUCCGAUAGAGAGAUUACUUAAUCCAGCGAGAGAAAUGGAAACGAUAGCAGUUCGGGAGAAAGUUUCGGGCGCAGAAGAAAUGCGAGAUCGAGAAGAAGAAGAAGGUUCAGAUGAGCAAAAUCAACAGGAUGCUGAUAAUGAGGCUGGAACAAAACCAACUGAUGGUGAUGGAGGGCAAGAAGACGGCAAUGAAGAGGAACAAGGCGAGGAGCAGCAGCAAGAAGAGGGUGAAGAGGCAUCUGAAGAGGUGGUAAUGGAUGAAGGGUCGGACGAUAUGGCGGUUUGCACCGAGGCGAACAUUCGGCGGUUGGCUGAAGGCGUGCAGGAAAUAUCGGUGGUUGCGAGUACGCAUGAUAUUAGCAACGAAAUGUUACUGGACAUGAGUCGGUUGACCGAAUCUGAGCUGCAACUUGGGAAGGUGAAACCGGUGUGGAUAGCAGAUUCUGAAGCAGCCUCGUGUAUGUUGUGCUGUGCAAAAUUCACGUUGAUUCUGAGACGUCAUCACUGCCGUUCAUGUGGACGAGUGUUGUGUGCACAGUGUUCAGCGCAUAAGGCCGUGCUACCGUACAUGAACGAUGCAAGCAAAAAGUUCAAAGUAUGUGAGCCAUGCUUACAAACAUUGCAAAGGAUUGCAGAAUAUGAGAAGGCAAUUGCCGACAGAGAAAGGUCGGCUGUGAUAGUAAUGGUAAUGAUUUUUUGGGAAAGAAUUUUCAGUGGUGCUGAAUCGACGAAUUCGACGGAUCAGCCGGGCACUUCCACAUCAUCGUCACUAACACCUGCAGAUAUCAGACGAGUCACAAAAUCAGUUCUGAAAGUUAAAACGACGAUGCCUUGUGCGGACUCUAAUGAAGAGAAUCCCGAAGCAGAAGGUAGUGGCGAACGAACCGGAGCGUCGUCGGAGCUUGAAGGAGAAGUUGCCUCGCACCCGAAACGAAGUGUUAAGUUUCUGGAUGGCGUGAAUCCUGGCGAAGGAAGUUUGUCAGAUAGUGGCGGUGGUGCGACACCGAGUAUUGCGAAUGCACCCGAACCGAGCAGUUUGAUACCGAAACCGAAAAAGAAGCGAGCAAGUGUCGUAAGACGAGUGAAAGAACUGCGUAUGGAGGAGGAAAAUGUCUGUUUGUUACCAAAAGAGCCGAAUGAUCCUUUGUACACACGUAAAUCAGAUGGAUCAAUUGGAAAAGUGGACGAUAUAAAUGAAUUACGACAAAAAUUGAACGAUAAUAAAUCGAUCGUAAUCACUAUUUCACGAAAUCUUUGGUGCAAUGUAAAAAUUUGUAAUUUAACAUGCUGUGGUCUUGGUCGGGUGAUGUGUAUAAGUUCAUGUGGGAUGUCACUGGUUGGCUUUGAUGAAAUUCUGAUUGUUUAUGAUCUAGCUGAUGAGGACGAUGAUAGCAGUGAGAGCAAUAAUCGACCGAUCGAAUUACCUAUUGAUGCGAUACGACGGAUACGUGAAAUCUACGAAUGCUCAUUGAAAGCACAGAAUGAGUCAUUCGAAGAGAGGAUGGGCAUUCGUGCCGCACACAUCCGUGUACCGUCGUUUCAUUCUACUAACCUGAUCAAGCAGCAGUCGAAUGAUUUCAUCACGAGAGAUAUUCUUCUAUUUAGACCAACUCUUCAGUGUUUUGAUAAUUUGAUCAUACCAUCAUCACCAUUCCUUGUCGCAUGCUUCAUUCAUCCAAGUGAAGCGGUUUGGGCUUUGGCUAUUCCAAAUCGUUUACUGUACAGGAUUGGACUGCAAGCCUCAUAUUACCCAACACCGAUAGUGAAUCGUCGCCAACGUAAGCCGGUCUAUAGAGCAGAGAGUGAUACGAGUGUACUGAAAGUAUUCACAGACUUUAGAAAUUGGUCAUAUCGUAUGUUGAUGGUUCAUGGAAGUAGACUGGAUUUACAAGAUAAUGAAUCGAAGUUAAUUGUACCGAAAUGGGCGAGGAAAGAGUUGAAAGAACUAGUGGAGUCAAAUCGAAAUAUGAUCGCGUUUGCAUUGGACUUCAAUGCGUCUGCAGACAGUCAUUUGGUUUGUGAGCAAGAUGAGGAAACUGGUAACUAUCGAACUCAAGUGUUCACGACGGGGGUGGAAACAAGAAAAUUAACUGGAGCAUCAUUCAUAGUUAUUGAUGGAGCGCUGAAGUCUGGUGAUUCGGAUUUGAGUAUAAGUGUGGUUGAGGAUGGCAUCGCAGUUCGACUUCGACCAGACGCAAUGACGCAACUUUCGGAGGCGUUGUGUGACGGUGAGAACUACAGACUGGAAACGAAUCAAAUGAAGUUUUCUCUGGAGUGGAGAAGCAACGUUACGACUUCGACACCUCUAACGGAUAGAAACAAAUGCAAACCAAUUCCACAACUCGUUUCACCGAUCGAUCAGUGCUCGUUAAUGGUUCGUUGGAUUAUUUAUUGCUGA